AUGUUUGAAGAUAUUAAUAAUAGUGCUGGCACUUCGACAGAGAAUAUGAUUAAUUACGACCAUUGGGAAGAAGUAGUUGAAUCAAUUUCUAACCCGAUGUUAAUAACUCGAGAAAUGUUACUGACGGCAAGGAUCUCCGAUCAGAAGGAUGAAGUGUUUGGUUCGGAAAAAAAUUUUCAGGAGUAUUUUCAGCAAAAACUUAAAACGAAUAAAUAUUCACUAUUGAUUGAUCGUAAAGUUACAAUGGCUGAACUGGAAAUUAUUGUAAAUGACGGUUUGAAACUUCCAGAUUUAUUGAUACCAUAUCAUUCAGAUUUGAAGGCUCUUAAUGAUAAGAAAGAUAUCGAAACACGUAAACUCGAGAAAAAACUUCAAGAUGAUAUGAAUAUUAUCAAUAAAAUUGCAUGUAAAAUUUUAGAAGAAACAUAUAAAAUCUUUGAGAAAUUCAUAUCUUUAGAACAAGAAGAAGAAAAUUCAAUAAUUGAUGAUAAAACCGUUAAAAGAAUUAACCAAUCUUAUAAUGGUAUACAGACAGAAAUUUAUGAGGCUAUUAGUUACAUUGAUCAUACACAAUGGAAUGAUUAUAAGGCUCGAUUCAUCUUUGCUCAAAAUUAUUCUAGCAAUAAUUUAAUCUCAAAUAAUUCCAUAACUCAUGAACCUAUAGAAAAUACGAUCGUAGACAUAUUUUCGGAAAAGGAUAUCUUUUCUUUAAUAGACAAAUACACAAAAAAUACAAAUGAUCAAAGAAUUAUUAAAAGACUGACGAAUUAUGUAAAAGGUGGCAGUUCAAAUGUUGAUGAUAUCGUUCAAGGGGUGAAAGAUCGAGCCAAAAAAAUCAAAGACAAUGAAUUCGUGCAAGAAAUUUUGAAAAAUACUGGUGAUAAUAGUGAAUACAUCAUACAACAAUUUCAUAAAUGUUAUCAAGAUUGGAAAAAAACAAAAUUUCCAAAAAUUAUUAAUUCAAUAAUUCAGAAACACGUAGAUGGAAUUAAUCGAAAAAGUGAUCAAAUUUUUGAGACAAAACGAGAGCAAAUUUAUAAAAAAAAUUUUCAAUCAAUUUGUGAUCAAAUUGAAUCAAAUUGUUCAACAGGGAAUCUAUUAAAGGUUUUGGGUGUAAAAAUUACCGAUGUUGCAAUAAGUGAUAGAGAAGAUAUUGUUGAAGAAUUUCAUACAAAACUCUCAAAAAUCGUCUCUAUGACUUCUUGUGAAGAGCAACACACAAUACAUAAAUGUCAUGGCAGCACUUGUCCAAUUGUAUGUUAUGUUAAAAAUUGCGAAGAAAUUUGCGAAAAUUCGGAUCAUUUACAUGCUUUUGGGAAAAUUGUUAAUCACAUUUGUGGGACCUGUCAUUUUCGAUGCGACAAGUGCAAUAAGAAAUGUCAAAAAACCAACCGUCAUGAUGCAGGUCACGAUUGCUCAACAGACCAUAAAUGCCAUGCUAAAUGCCAAUUUACUAAUUCCGAUACACAUUUUGGUUGGAACUUGCCUGAAUGCAAUUUAUUCGCGGACCAUGAAGGCAUGCAUAGAUGCAUUCAAAUGCAUUCGUGUGAAGCUCCUUGUGUCCAUGCUGAUAAAAAAAAUUGUCAAAAAAGGUGUGCGAAGAAUGCUUUACAUCCAACGACCGAGAAGCACUUGUGUGAGGUCAAGGAACAUUAUUGUGGAGCUCCAUGUUCAUUAAAUGUUAAAACUCAUGGAGGACAUAAAUGUCAAAAUACUUGCAUCAUUCCAUGUGAUGAAGAACACACGGUUCAUAAAUGUCAAGGUGAGAUGUGCCCAAUUAAAUGUUCUUUUGAAAAUUGUAAAAGAUUUUGUGAAAGUUUGGAUCAUUUGCACGCUCUUAAAGAAAACGCCAACCAUAUUUGUGGAAAUUGCAAGAGUAAUUGUGUGAAAGUUUUUGGACAUCAAGAAAAAUCUGGAAAUGAAACACAUUUAUGUGAAUCUAAUAACCAUUAUUGUGGGGCUCCUUGUUCAUUAAUAAUUGACACUAUAAAUGGAAAAUAUCAUUGUCCAAAUAUAUGUAUUCUUACAUGCGAAAAAGAACAUACAUUGCAUAGAUGCUUAAGGAAAAAAUGUCCAAUUAAAUGCUCUAUUGAAGGUUGUGAAAAAUAUUGUGAAAAUUCUGAUCAUCUUCAUGCUCUUGAUAAAAAAAUGGAUCAUCUUUGUAGAUGUAAUGCUCGUUGUUUUUAUAUGGGCAAAGAAAAUUGCCUAUAUAAAUGUGCAAAAUUGCUUGGACAUGAAGAUAAAACGCACUUAUGUGAAUCUAAUAACCAUUUUUGUGGAGCUCAAUGUUCAUUACUUAUUGAUACUCCAAAUGAAAUAUAUAAGUGUAAUGGUGUUUGUAAUCUUGCAUGUGAAAAAGAACACACAACACAUAAAUGCCAAAGUGAUAAAUGUCCAGUUGAAUGUGGUAUCAAAGAUUGUGGAAAUCCAUGUAAUUUUGAUCAUUUUCAUGGUUUCGAACAAAUUGUUAAUCAUCUCUGUGGAAAUUGUCGAAACACUUGCGCUAAUACUCUUUGUCAUCGAGGUGAUCAUUUAUGUAAAGCUAAAAAACAUUAUUGCGGAGUUCAAUGUACAUCAAGUGAUAAUUCUCUCAGUUGA
Diversispora eburnea is the source of this 2598-nucleotide messenger RNA. The record is from the annotation of a GenBank genome assembly. NCBI's taxonomy places the organism in Eukaryota, Fungi, Glomeromycota, Glomeromycetes, Diversisporales, Diversisporaceae.